UUUUUAAAAGCAACGCUCUGAUCAACCGUUAGUUACUGAAAAGACAAAGAUCGGUUUUGGUGGUUGAUAGAUUUAGCAAGCAUUUAAUUAAAUAUUUUCACGAGUAUUUAUCGUGACAUAUAGUACAAUGAGGGAAAUUGUUCACCUACAAGCGGGUCAAUGUGGAAAUCAGAUCGGCGCCAAGUUUUGGGAGGUGAUUAGUGAUGAACAUGGGAUAGAUCCAACUGGGACAUACCAUGGGGACAGCGACCUUCAGCUGGAGAGAAUAAAUGUUUACUACAAUGAAGCGACUGGAGGAAAAUAUGUCCCCAGAGCCAUCUUGGUCGAUCUUGAGCCUGGCACCAUGGAUUCAGUUCGGUCUGGCCCAUUUGGACAAAUAUUUAGACCAGAUAACUUUGUGUUUGGGCAGAGUGGUGCUGGUAACAACUGGGCUAAAGGCCACUACACAGAGGGAGCAGAGCUGGUGGACUCUGUUCUGGAUGUGGUGAGGAAAGAGGCUGAGAGCUGUGACUGUCUACAGGGAUUUCAACUCACUCACUCCCUGGGUGGAGGCACAGGAUCCGGCAUGGGAACUCUACUGAUCAGCAAAAUCCGUGAAGAAUACCCAGACCGAAUCAUGAACACCUUUAGCGUGGUGCCCUCUCCAAAAGUAUCGGAUACUGUUGUUGAGCCUUACAAUGCUACCCUCUCAGUUCACCAGCUUGUAGAGAACACGGAUGAAACCUAUUGCAUAGACAAUGAAGCCUUGUAUGAUAUCUGCUUCCGUACCCUGAAGCUGACCACCCCCACAUAUGGUGAUCUAAAUCACCUGGUAUCAGCCACCAUGAGUGGAGUCACUACCUGCCUGAGGUUCCCUGGCCAGCUGAAUGCUGACCUACGUAAGCUAGCCGUCAACAUGGUCCCCUUCCCCCGCCUGCACUUCUUCAUGCCUGGCUUCGCCCCCCUCACCAGCAGAGGCAGCCAGCAGUACCGUGCCCUGACUGUCCCCGAACUCACCCAGCAGAUGUUUGACGCUAAGAACAUGAUGGCCGCCUGCGACCCCCGCCAUGGUCGUUACCUCACCGUGGCCGCCAUCUUCCGAGGCCGCAUGUCCAUGAAGGAGGUGGACGAGCAGAUGCUGAACGUCCAGAACAAGAACAGCAGCUACUUUGUGGAAUGGAUCCCCAACAACGUGAAGACCGCAGUCUGCGACAUCCCGCCCCGCGGCCUCAAGAUGGCCGCCACCUUCAUCGGCAACAGCACGGCCAUCCAGGAGCUGUUCAAGCGCAUCUCUGAGCAGUUCACAGCCAUGUUCCGUCGUAAGGCCUUCCUGCACUGGUACACCGGGGAGGGCAUGGACGAGAUGGAGUUCACUGAGGCAGAGAGCAACAUGAACGACCUGGUGUCAGAGUACCAACAGUACCAGGAUGCCACUGCUGAGGAGGAGGGAGAGUUUGAAGAGGAGGGAGAGGAGGAUAUGGGCUGAAGACCCCUUGGUUCGCCCCCCCUGUCCCUUGGUUCGCCCCCCUGUCCCUUGGUUCG
Molecule: messenger RNA, 1521 nt
Organism: Salmo salar (Atlantic salmon)
Lineage: Eukaryota; Metazoa; Chordata; Actinopteri; Salmoniformes; Salmonidae
Product: tubulin beta-4B chain
Biological process (GO): microtubule-based process
Cellular component (GO): microtubule
Molecular function (GO): structural constituent of cytoskeleton; GTPase activity; GTP binding
Source: RefSeq, a predicted model, not a curated record